This is a messenger RNA of Strongylocentrotus purpuratus (purple sea urchin), 3967 nucleotides long. Its product is annotated as transmembrane emp24 domain-containing protein 2. The record is from RefSeq and is a predicted model, not a curated record. Gene Ontology annotation, biological process: endoplasmic reticulum to Golgi vesicle-mediated transport; Golgi organization; intracellular protein transport. The transcript has 4 exons. Gene Ontology annotation, cellular component: endoplasmic reticulum-Golgi intermediate compartment; Golgi apparatus; endoplasmic reticulum. NCBI's taxonomy places the organism in Eukaryota, Metazoa, Echinodermata, Echinoidea, Camarodonta, Strongylocentrotidae. The coding region runs from base 117 to 728 and encodes 203 amino acids.
GAGUGAUCGACAAUAUAGGGAAUAACACAGCUUGUUGUAUUGACUCUCAUGCAUUGAGCUUGCAGGCAAAAGCUUGAUUAAAAAUUGUUCUUGUUUUGAAACAUUAAUUGUACAAGAUGGCAACUUAUCAUUACGUCCUUUUUAUUGCUUUUUUUGUCAUGUGUAUGACAACAGUAAAAGCAUAUUUCAUUGCCAUUGAUGCCCAUGCAGAAGAAUGUUUCCACGACAGAGUGUCAUCUGGGACAAGAAUGGCCCUCACAUUUGAAGUUGCAGAGGGAGGAUUUCUUGACAUUGAUGUGAAGAUUUCUGGACCAGAUGGUAAAGCUAUUCACACAGGGGAGAGAGAGUCCAAUGGUAAAUACACCUUUGCAGCUCACAUGGAUGGAGUUUACAGAUACUGCUUCAGCAAUAAGAUGUCAACAAUGACACCUAAGAUUGUUAUGUUCUCUAUGGAUGUAGGAGACCAACCUAAAGAUCAAGGAAUAGAAACAGAAGAGCAUCAGAGCAAACUUGAAGAGAUGGUGAAUGAACUAGCAACAGGUCUUACAGGGGUCAAACAUGAACUAGAAUAUAUGGAAGUCAGAGAAAGGGUUCAUAGAUCAAUUAACGACAACACAAAUUCCAGAGUGGUAUUAUGGGCAUUCUUUGAGAGCUUGGUGCUGGUUGCCAUGACGCUAGGACAGGUGUAUUAUCUUAAGAGAUUCUUUGAAGUCAGGAGAGUGGUGUAAACAUUAAGCACUAAGUAGUUUUAAAUAUCAGGGCCCAUAUUCAUAAAACUUUAUUAGGCCUAGUACCUUAUUCUGAAAACUGUAUUGUUAUCUCUAGUGUUAAUGGAGAGAAUGUUCAUUUUCACCACAAAUUAAAAUUGCUCAGAACAAACUCUUUUUGGUGCUCCCACAGGUUUCUCUGUAAAAUAUUUACUUUUUAGCAGAAAAUGUCAGAAACUAACUAGCGACCUUUCCUAGAUUUAGUAUAACAAUUAAGAAUUAAGAAAAUAAUAUAGUUUUGAGAGUAGGAUGAUUACUACCACCAGCAUAUGCCUAACAGGUGUGUAAAUAACUGAAGACUGACUUAUGUUUUAUGAAUAUGGGCCUAUAGAACUGUAGAUUGGGGUUAUGUAGACAUGAAGGUCAUCUUGGUUUCUUGUCAUGAAGAUUGCUUCUCUUAUUACAAUAGAAUUGACACCGACUGUCAAGAACUAAUAAGGACGUUGUUCACACAGUAUUGUUUUUAAACUUCUGAAUGACUUUUAGACAAUUUCUUUUGAUAUACAGUUUAAUAACUCCAGGUCAUAAAUUUUCAAUGGAAUGAAAAGAAAUGAUCAUUGCUGAUAGUGUGAUACACACCAAGGAAAUCCAACUAGAAAUAGUUAUUAAUUUGUGUCCACAUGUAGAUUUUUAUCAUCUUUUCUUCUAGAAAGGUCUGUAUGCUUCUUGCUGAAAAUGUUGAAAAGUAGUUAUCAUUCUGUUUAAAGCAAGAAAGGCGUCAACUCUGUGUUAGAGUGUAUGAGUUAAAACCCUUCUUCCUCCAAACAGAGGAUAUUUACCCUUGCCAUGACAUGGUAAUCUCAUUUAGUGAAAUACUAAAUGAAUCUUAAGUAUGGACUGUAACUCCAUUUGUCAUCUCCAGGAAAUUAAUUGAACAAGGAAAACUGUUUCUAGUGAAUUUCAAUAUCUCAAGUUGCUCAAUAUUUAUUUUGUUACAAAAAUGGCAGUUUGAUAUAGACUGUAAUGGUUUUAUAUUGUAAACACUAAAACCAACAAAAGUAAAGUUUAGAUAAAUUUACAAUUAAGUGUUUUUUUUGCAUUGCGACUUGUUUUACCUUUGAUUUUUUCCCAACUUUUUUGUGUGUUUAGAAAAUUACGAAUAUAUGUUGAAAUGUUCUAUAGGAAUUUAAAGGAUAAAUUGGUAGGCAACUAUACUACUAUAGGGUAGAGAAAUAGAGUGAAGCACAUAGUCCCCUUAUGUAUAAAAAUUGUAUUUAUUAUUAUUACAGCAUUGCACAUGCAUUUCUUUUCUUUCUUUUUUUCCUCAUUGAGAUGUAGGUACUACUUGAGUUAAUCAGUUGGAAACUAUUUGUAAAGAUGUAAUCAUCGUAAGUAAAUGUAGAAGUACAUGGAAUGCAUGAAUUCUUGAGGAACAUAGGGAAUAAUUGGUUUAUUGUUUAAAUUAAAAUCUCUUUGGAUAUCUUUUUCAGAUUUGUUAUUCGAUCUGUUCUGCAUCGGUUUCCUGUUAUGUCUAUUUCAUCAUGUUUUUGAUAUGUUGAAUAUGCUGUUUUUCAGGUUAUCAAAUUUGAAUGUUCUUUAAUUCAUAUUAUUCUUGGAAUAAAGUGUUUUUUAAUGACUUAAAAUCAUGACAGAGAAAGUAUAUAAAGCCAUUAUGGUUGAGGUGUGUUUUAAAAAUAGAUUCCUUUGUAUUUGCAGGUAUUAUUCCAUGAAUUUCCAUCUAAGUUAUAGGGAUAACAAUAGCAUGCAUGGUUAUAGCGAUCUUACCAUUCUAAAAUAUGACAUAUUAGAUGUGAAUUGAUUACUGUUAACCAAGGUUAACAAUUUAAAAAAAAAUUGUGAUGUGCAAUUCAUCUGACAAUAUUUGUUUUCUUUUCCUAGUUGGGUCAUUUAUAUAUUAUGUGUUUUACUGUUGGAUUCUCGUUGUCAACAUCCAUUAUGUUUAAUGUGUCACAAUGUUUUUAGGUACAAACUUUUAUUCCAGGUUGUAUAACUACAAUGUAUGGUACCUAACCGAGUAUCUAGAAAUUAUGUGUUCAGACAAGGAUAUUGCCAAGUUAUUGAACACAUCACAUUCUCAAAUUAUAUAUUUCAACUUUUUUAAGAUGAGGUAUAUAUUGAGGCAUGAUGCAAGAAUGCAUACCAGUAUUUAAAUGUAAAGCUGGAGUUACAAUGUUUAUCCUCAUUUCCUUUGUACAAUAGCAUGUGAAGGUGGAUAUUAAUUUUUAAUUUACAUAUGUAAAUGUGAAAUUUAGGUAUUCUCUUGGUUUUGAUACAAGUUCGUAGUUUGUUGUAAUGCCUUUCUUUGGUAAGGAUGGUGUUAUAGUUUUGCCUUUAGGUAUGAGACAUGUAAGAUGAUCGGAAUAGAACAGAAUGUUAUCAGUCUUGGUACAGUCAAUUCAAUUGGUUAUACUGGUACAUGUAGUUGUUACUUGUUAGUCAUUUAUUUUCAGUGUGCAUGCAGUGAUGAGAGUAGUAGGCAAGAAAUACUCUAUAAAGUACAUUGUUAUCUGUUCAGCUUUGUAUAUUGAUAAAUAUUUCUCUUUCUUUUCUUUUCUUUUCUUUUGAUUUUGUUUUUUGUUAAAUUCUUAUCAAGUUGUAAACUUUGAAAUGCUCAUGUAUAUACACAUGUACAUGUAAAGUUCUGCAUUUUCCAUGAUUUAUUAAAGACUUCUACUUUAUGAAAUUAUCUAUUAUAUGCCUCUUGUGUGGGUUUGUUUAUACAGGGUGUCUAAAAGAAACUACAAUGAAAUUUAAAUUUUGUCCUGUUUUGGUUUUAUGGAUUAGCAUUAGUGUGUUGUUUAUUUGUGCGGUGUUUAGGGGGUGGGGGAAGUCCAAUGUGGGUUAGUAUGUUGGUGUUAAGAGUAUGUUAGUAAGUUAGGUUAUAGUGUUAGAAGCCAUCAAAGACUGCAUGUAGACAUCUCAUUUGGGACUCGCUAUGGUCCAUGAUAAUACCCCCAGAUUACUGAGACGACUUGAUGGGCAUUGUGUCACAAAUUAUUUUGACCCUAGUAAUAAUCAUUAUAAAAUGAAAAUGGACCAAAAAAGAUUGCCAAAAUAUGCUGCCCAUAUAGAGGUAGAAACUAGAAAGUUAUAGUAUUUUACCACUUGGAUGCUGAGUUUAUGUGUCACAGAAAAUGAUAUAGACUGUUGCAAUCUCUUUGUUAUAAUGUACCAAUGUUAACUCUGAAUAAUAAUUGGCCGUUAAUAAAAGAAAAACAUCAAAGAAGAAGUACAAUAAA